Diorhabda carinulata is the source of this 5241-nucleotide messenger RNA. RefSeq names its product rab11 family-interacting protein 4B (gene nuf). Gene Ontology annotation, cellular component: cleavage furrow; midbody; recycling endosome membrane. Gene Ontology annotation, biological process: regulation of cytokinesis; endocytic recycling. Lineage: Eukaryota; Metazoa; Arthropoda; Insecta; Coleoptera; Chrysomelidae. The transcript has 11 exons. The coding region runs from base 222 to 1556 and encodes 444 amino acids. The record is from RefSeq and is a predicted model, not a curated record.
UCCUAUCUUCGUAGAAGAUGUCAGGUGCGAUUUUGUUAUGAUUUUAUUUAUUUGAAAUGGUCUUUUAAUAAAUAGUGUUAACAUUUGAUGAAAUAUGUGACUGUGAUUGUCGUGAAUAAUCUUUUGAUAUUAAAUUUAUGUGUAUAGGUAUCGUUCAGAAACCUAUAUCCUUGAAAUAAAAAAAUUCAACACAUUGCUACCUGUUUAUUUUAAAAGAGAGUAUGAUGUCACCCACGACAAAAGAUUCGACAGUAUUGGUGAACGGUACUUCCACUCGGACGCCUAGUUUCGUUUUAACGCCGGAGCACGCUUCACAAAAUUCCGAACAAAACAAAAGUCAGUGCUCGUCGUUAUCCGAUGUGGAAAAUUUGGAAUGGUCAACUGAUAUUUUAGAAGUUGAUCCCGAAAGCAGUACCAACGGAAAUAAUGUAGGAAAUGAAACAAGAACUAUAAAUGGAAUAAAUAGAAACACAUGGUUGCGUACAAGUUUAAGGAGAUCUUCUCCAAGCCACCAGGAAAAUCUUGCCAAUAGGAGAUGUGGUUCGUUUCGACAUAAUGGGCGACGUCAACAAUUGAGCUCAAAUGCAUUAGCCAGUCAAUUGUAUCGUAGUUCCAGUUUCAAUUCGUCUGGACGAAAUAGUAAUUGUGAUACCACAGAUGAUAUGUACUCAGAUGCUUCAUUAGAGGAAGAUGUAUUGGAUCUUCAUCAAAAAUUUGAGGUGCUACAGCAACAGGUAGGAUUUUUACAAGAUACAGCAAAUCAAAAUGAUGAAAGGUAUACCAGAGCUAAAGCUGAUAAUGCUGCUCUACAAGCUAGAGUUAUUAUGUUGGAAGAGCAACUUAGAGAGACUGAGCUAAGAAGCGAAGAAAAACUUCAGGAUGAAAGGAAAGGAUUUAAGGAACAGAAGGUUAGGUUAGAAAGGGAGAAACAAUUACUACUAGAUAACAUAAAUUUAAGACUGCAAGCUUCUGAAACGGAAUGUUCGAAUUUAAAAAAAGAGAUUAAUCGACUGAAAGAAGAAUUGGAUAAAUACAAAAGUGAACAACAAAAUACAGUUGAUCAAACUACAGAUUUAACAAACGAAAUUUCUGCUCUUAAAGAAGAAAUGAAAAUGAUGAAGAGUCAAGAAGUGCGGUUAAAACGUGAAUAUGAAGCACAAAUACAAUUAUCUGAAGAUUUAUCUAAAGAAAUAGAAAGGUUAAGAUUAGAAGCUCGAACUCCAGCUCUACCAACUACUUCUCCAGAAACUUUGAGGUUAGAAGAAUUACAUGAAGAAAUGUCCAAUUUGCGAUCAGAAAAUUCAGAACUGAGAGAAGUAAACGAAGAAUUACAGGCGAGUUUGUUGCACGCUGGACUCGAAACUGGGAGAAUUCUUUCGAUUGGGGAAAAUAGUUUAGCCGCUGAAUUAGAUGUUAUGUCACAAGAUGAGGUACAGCAAGCUUUAAAGGAACAACAAGAAGUUAAUAGGCAACUCAGAACUUACAUAGAAGGAAUACUACUUAACAUUGUAGAGAACCAUCCUCAAUUAUUAGAAGUCAAGCAAAGACCUAUAUAGAUAUCCAAGAUACAAAGGAAAAAUGUAGAAAAUGCUUAAAAAUACAUCAAAGAUAUAUCAUGCAUGAGAAAAUUGUCGAGAAAGAAGUUGUAGUAGAAUUGAACUUCGGUAAAAGUAGAAGAAAAAACAGUAAAUGAAGAUUAAUCGAAUGGUAAUAUUUUUAGUUUGGAAUUAAUGUGGAUGUAAAACUGGAAAUCUAGUGAUUGAGUAAUGGCAAUGUUAUCUAUUUAAUAUGUGGGGGAAUUGUAUACAAAAUGGGAUACUUAACGUUUUUGAUUCAAGAGCUUUCUUCAUCGAUGAUUGCGGUCUGUCGUUCGGUUUUUCUUCAUAAAAUCGCGGCAUCUUAAAAUAAAAAGUUCAAAGUUAAUCAAAUGAGGGUAAAACGGGAUACCUCAUUUUAUCUCAAAUUAAAUUUUCCGAUUAACCCCAAUUGUACAUAUAUAAAAAUAAAAUUCAUAUAAUAUCUACAAGUCUUAAUGUAUUGCUAAAUUAAUACAUUUUACAGAAAAUUAUUUAAAUGUUAUCAAACUUACCCUGGUUAGUCUCUACAGUUGUACAAAUUGUCAAUUUACAAGACAAACAUCUAAAAAUACAGCGGAUUUACGACUAGCCAGCUAUUUAUUUAAAUUUGAAAUAUGCACUGCACCCCUUUCACUUCACUAAGGUGGUGUGGUUGCUAUCCCGUUUUGUACAUAUUUCCCCUAUGCUAAAAUACAAGUUUUAAUAAUGAUGAAGAAUAAUGACUUGUGUGUACAAUCAAUAGUUUAUUGUUUGUACCAACGAGAGUUAUUGAAAGUGUCAUAAUUUGAAUGUUGUCUGAACAUUUUUACUUUGCGAUACUAUUCGUAAUUAAGUUUAAUAUACCCAAUCAUGUGCAUCACAAUUAUAAUCAAGAAAGUAGUGCAAUAAAUAUUAAAAAAAAAGAAUGAAGUUAUAAAUAUUUUUGUGACUUGUAACAGUGCAAUAAAUUUCUUUACUUUAUAUAAUUAGGUAUUUUAAACAUUGAAUCUUGAUUUCAAAAUAUUAAAACUCUAAUUUAACAUAAAUCUUAUAUAUAUAAAAUGAAUUAUGGGGUGUUCUAUUUAGAAAAUAUUAGUACCCAGUACUUUUAAAAUAUUUGAUUAUCUUUUUAAUAAUUUGAAUAUAAGUACAAUACUAUAAAUAUUAUAUAUAAAAUGAGUUCGUUAAAGUGUAGGAUAGUGGGCGGCCAAGCACUGUUAAAAACCAUCGUGUCCCACUUGAAGUUAGGGCAAAGACCUUUGUAAAGCCGUACAGGCACUUUGGCUUGAACCUUUUGAUAUCACUAGACAAACUGUGAGGUUUACCCAAGUGUUCAAAUCGCGUCCGUUUGAGUUUUGGGUACACAGAUUACUUGGUCUGCAGUUUCUUACUCCUCGCAGCAGCGGUAUUUCCAGUCGUCCUUGAUGCCUACAAUGUGAAGAUCAAAAGUCCUACUACGAAUCGAAUUUCGCGCUUUUUUAAGUGGGCAUGUCAUUUGGUGAAAGAACGUAGACAUUUGAAAAAUAUUUGUGCCCAAUACUUUCCUUAAUAAGGAGAGUCUCAGAUGACCGUGUUCAGUUUAAAAGUCUAGUCACCAAUCUAAUUUCUCGCCUAUUUAAGUAGAGCAGUUAUUUGGUAAAAGAGGCAGAAGGUCCAUCUAUGUGUGUCAAACAUGAGUUGCAGGCUAUUCCACUUAGAAAAAUUUUUGGGCCCAAUACUUUCAAAUUAUUUGAAGUAUCCUUAUAAUUGGAGGAUAAAUUCUAACGGCAAGUCACUGGAUGAUCAUUAUCACAUUUCAUUUCUCUGGGUCUAUUAGUUAUUUGAUGUGGUGUGCAACUUCUUUCCAAGAAUGACCAAAGAUAUAUUAAAUAGUUUUAACAAACUAAGUACAAUCAGUUCAUCAUUAAAUAAAACGUUCUAUAACUCAGAAAUAAGUAAUUUAAUGAUUUUGCUUAGGUUAUAAUAUUUUGAGAUAAAGAUUUUAUCAGUUGAAAUAUCACAAAACAAUUUUGUAAAAUUACAGCAUGUGAUUUUAAGUAAUCAACUGUAUAUGCCAAUUUUUAGACUUUAUGGUAUUCACUAAACUUUGUGUACAACAAUAUGUUAACUAAUAAUUAGUUUAUUCCUAUUGUAUUGCCAAGAAUAGAUGUUUGAGAACUUUGUCAUUAACUAUUCUAUAUCUAUCGAAUUAUGUAAUCACACUCAUUAUAACAGGAUCAGGAUAGGUAUUCUUAUUAAAUGUUGGUUUUAUAUUAGAAAAAUUGUUGUUCUCUCCUAUUGAACCCAUUACACAAUAUCUCGAAUUAUUUUGACUUAAUAACUCGAAUUUAAAAAAAAAGGUUGAAAAAUAAUAACAUUGUGCCUUUCUAAAUAGAAAUCUCAGAUACAUAUUCUGAUUUCACAGUAAAUACUAAUUGUUUCUUUAAUAUUAUACAAAAUAUCUUGAAUUUUUGGUAUAUACAAUAAUUGGGGUGCGUGAGGCCCGGUAGAAAGACGCGAUGCGAGCGCCAUCUAUUGCGCCAACAUUGUUAGUAAUUAUUGUUUGAUGAAGUAUGGCUUUUUUGAGGAGAUAUAGUGGAAAAUUGACUCAACAUGAACGUGAGAGCUAUUAGAGGAAAGUUCAGAAUUAGACAUACUGCAGAACCUAGUUUUCUGUAUGAAGAAUUCAGAGUUGACAAUAUCCUCAACUUUGUAUUUCCUCCUCGAGUCACGCGUCACGGAGGGCAAAAAAUGCAACCCACAUGACUCGUGAACCCCAAAAAUAAACCAAGUCGAAUUGUCAGCUUUAAAAAACAAGAAUCAAAAUUUUUUAAUGUAUCUGCAUACAGAUUACAGAUAAAUUUGUUAUAAAUAUUGUAUUUGUUGAUAGUGUAAAAAUGUUCACGUUGUUUUAUUGUAUAUUAACAUGUUUCUAUAGAUAGUUUUAAGCAAUUUCCCUGCACCUUACGGUAUUCAUUUGAAUGAAAAUAGUUUUGUGAAAAAUAUUGAUUACUUAUAGGGCAGUAACUUUGCCCUACAACUUGUAAGUACCUCCCUCUUCCAUUCUAGUUCAUUGUAGAAUAGUUGCAUAGUCCUUGUGAUAGACCCAUUCUGUCCCACUUGAAAUUACCAAAGGCUGAUAUCCUUUAAAAAGCUCUGUGGCUUGAACUUUGCUACAUCACCAGAGCUACCUCUGUCGUUGGACUAACUGCAGUUCUAGAGUUCUCAGAAUGCUUCAAAGAGAUCAUGUUUUCUGGGUGUUUGUUCACAGUCCGAUCCGACCUCGGAUGAUAGACAGUUCACUACAUUUAUGUUUUCGCAUCAGUAAUAACCAUUUUGCAGCUUAUCCAAGAUUGUCGUGUCUCCCCAAGUAGAAAGAAAACGUAAAGAACACUUUUUUCUUAGAAUUACUUUUUCCAUCGGUUCUUGUAGUCGGAAAUUAAAAAAAACUUUCUACCUCCGAGAAGGGAUGGCAACCAUCCACACGAUUUUACCGUAUGUUGGCAUGAUAUAGAAAAUGAUUCUCUACCUUUUGAGAAAAUUUCAAGUUAAUCCAGGCAGGACGAAAAAAUUGCGAGCCAAAAUGCUUAAUUUCCUGGGCUAUAAUACCUUUAUAUUUUGGAACAAAUGCAAGUAGGAUAAAUUUGUUGGUUUCUAAUAACAUUUUUUGUUCUUAUAUGCAUUUUUUUGUCACAAAAAGGAAAAA